Pocillopora meandrina is the source of this 31198-nucleotide messenger RNA. The record is from the annotation of a GenBank genome assembly. NCBI's taxonomy places the organism in Eukaryota, Metazoa, Cnidaria, Anthozoa, Scleractinia, Pocilloporidae.
AUGGCAGUCUUUGGCAUAGUUGUCAUAGUGCUUUCGUGGUAUUUGGAUACGGUAUGCUAUAUUUAUGUUCCUGGCGCUAACAAAUAACCCCCUAAUUCUUUAUAUGGUCAAGUUCAUCGCGAAUGAUCACCGAAAUAAACCUAACUUACUGAGCUAAGUUUAUUUCCCUAUAGCUCACAAGGAUCGCAUGUCAAGUACUUUAAGUUAGCGGGAAUGGGCUAGCGAUGAGCACAAUCACUACCGCUGAGGUAUAGGUUCAUUUCUGAGCUUGGCGUCGUAUCGGAAUUUUCGACCUUCCUCCAAAAAAAAAACAGCGCUCCAAAUUCCUUUUCUUCAAGAUAAUGGACGAGAACAGCCACUUUGUGAUGUCCACUUCUAGGUUUUUUCUUUUUUUUUGACCUCGUGGAUGAUAAUUUGGUUGUAUAAAGCCAUCAGGCUUCCUUCCAUGCUUCAGGUGUUGGCAUUAAGUAAAGUUUGAAGUACUCUAGUAUUUUAGAGUAAAAUUGUCAUUCGACUUUGAUUCUUAAGAGAAAAGCUACGCAGAAUCCUGAGGCAAUUACAAGUUUGAGAUGUUUUUUCUUUCAUGAAAAGCACUGAUAUCAUGAAUGUUGGGCAAAAAGAUAAAGGCCUUUUUUAGUAGCAUAGAAUACACCUAAUAACCGGUACAUCACCAAGAUCUUCGCGGCCACGGCCUGUUUUCGCAGAUUUUGUAAAAUAGAUAUAUGUUUGAUAUGUGUAGCAUACAAGAAUUACGGGUUGAUAAAACUUGAAUAAUUAACAACGUUUUCCUUUUUACUGCAUUGUUGCCGUAAAUGAGCCAUUUAUCAAAGGUGCUAUUUGUAUGACAGGAUAGUUGAGGCUAAAUGCUGGUCGAGUUUUCAGACAUGUCAGAUGGAGACCGCAGGGCUUUCUUACGCCCUCUUAGUUUGUCGAUCAAUGCAUGAUGGAAUCGAGAAUUGGAAGAGCUUCGGCUUAACGGAGACGUUAAUCUUAUUCAAUGAGGUCCUAAAAGCCGGGUAUUAAAGUUCCACACAUACUUUCCAACUUUCCAUUUACCUUGAUGACUGUAUUCUUUUCCAUUUCUUUAGGCGUCAUAAUUUCUUUAAAGGCCUAGAAACUUCCACUCUAAUCCUUACCGUCCGUCGUUAUUUUGAUGAUUGGUUCAUUGCAACCAUUUUACUGCUUAUGUCUCUCACGAAGUGCUGCAUAUGGGUUUGGAGAUCUGACAUUAAUCUUUUCCAUUUAGCUUUUUUUUUUUUUUUUUUUUUUUGUACAAAGCAAAGAAAAAUGCGGGGAAUUGCUGUGGUAUGAUAUUGCCCGAAGAGAACUAUUUUUUCUAUGACAAAUUUGCCAGACAAAGCUCACCUUUAAAGGGUCCUCCUCUCUUUUUCGAGAAAAUUCAUGUUGUUGAGGUUACAACUGUUAUGUCCCAAGACGUCGAUAAUUCAUAAGUGUGCCCGAAGGAAAAUAUCCCGUUCUUGAAAUAGCGAUCGUAUCUUCAUAAUGUUUGCAACAUACAAUUCCAUGCCUGAUAUUUAAGUUUUGAAGUUUUUUUCUUUUUUUAUUGUAAUCUUAUUUGUAUUUACCCAGUUUUGUCACAUGCAUCUUCGGCCAUCCAUCAAAAUUGAUAAUUUACAGGUACGAGACAUUUACGCAGUUUUUUCUCAACGGAAAUGAUCGAUAAUUCUCUCAAGGCUAGCGCAUAAUUAAGUAGAUUCUUUCUACAGACUUAUUUCGCACUUUGAGGUUUCCAGAUGCUAUCUUCAUCAGGUAUGUGAUGUUUACGUUAACCACAGCCGCAUUCGUGUAGACAUAAGAAAAAUAAUUAACAACCAUUCACGGCAUAACAGGCUCUAUUUGCAUAAGGAAAUUGUGAAACUUGUACCGUUAGACUUAUUAAUCGACUCAUUUGGAACGGAAACUCUAUAGAAUCCACCGCACAUUUUAGCUGAAUCGACUGCAAUUGCAAUCGGCAUAAACAGAUCGAAGUAUUGUCAUGGAAAGGAAAUAAUGAUAGAUUUUAAAGAUGGUGUCGAUGAAUCAUUAAGCCGGCGGGUAGUUUUCUAGUUUCUUCGAAAAAUACUCUCUUUGAAUUAUUAAAUAGAUAUCUGAUAGCAACUUUGUCGACUUAAAAUGAAGGUAGAAAUAUAUUUACUUAAGAACGAACACCUUUCAUAUACGUUAACAAAUGGACCAAUUGGAGAACUAAAGAAAGAAAUGAAUCCUUUAUGGAAAUAAUUAAGAUCAUUCAUUUUUACUGUUUUGUUUUUGUUAUCAGAUGAAUUUAAUUUGGAAAAAUAAAAAAAUAGAAUUUUUACAGCGUUUGGUUGGAAACUUAUUCAAUAUUCUGCUAUAGUUUUUUUGAAGGGCAACAGUAUUUUCAAACUAUUAACCGCAUAAUAUAAAGCCCAGAAACUUCAAAACAAUCAAUUAGAGCGCAUUAUUACACGUUUAAUUUUUUAUGAAACCUAACUCAUUCAACAGCAGGUAGUUAUUUAUCAUCGAGUCAUUUCCAAGGCGAUGCAAUGAUGACUUUAAAAGCUGCAUGUAUGACAUGAUAGACAAGAAUUAAAGCACUCGGGAGUUUGCAUUUUCGCAGUCACGUAUUGCCAACUAGCCGUGUUUUCAAGGAACCUGGCCAUUCGGUUAUUUCCAUAUCUAGCCCAGACAUAGCCCACAGCAAUAGAAUGAUGAAAUUUUUUGGGUAAAGUGUUCUUAAACAUUUUUAAUGAGACAGAACGGCUCCAUUGAGAGUUUCACCGAAAGCCCCUCACGAAAAAAGCUCUCGCAAACGUAAUGAGAAUGAAGAAUAUCAAAACUAGAUGAAACAGGGGGAAAUAUGAGAUUCCUUUUAAGAAAAUAUCAAUUUAUCUCGAUACAGGCGGGAAAGUAUUUUUUUGGUCUGGAACAGUCUUCUUAAACAGACCGACAAGUUGACAAGUAUUAAUAGAAAUAAGACAGAAAUUUAUUAGGAUAUCUAAAAAAAAAUUUCCAUAUAGAUAUGAUUUUGAAUGAAUUUUAGAAGAAAAAGAACUUUCCAGAAUGUUACCAACUCGAAAUUGUGGGUUUCUGGAGAAUUUUCGAUCCAUAUUUUUCUUCGCAAUAUUUAUCAAGAUUCAUCUUUCUAAGAGGGCAACAAAUUAUUUCUUGCUUUUGUUAAUGUCAUGUACAUAUAAAAAUAAGUAAUAUCAUUUGUCCUCUGAAACUCGUGUUAAAUCCAUAUUUUUGCGGUUUCUCUGACGAAUAACCUCUACCAAAUCGCCGUUAAUGUUAGGAUUCAAAGCUAUUUUCAUCCCCAUUUUCAAAGUAAAAACCUUGAAAACAACUUCACCUUGCUGGUUGGGUUAAUUUUAGCAUGUGGACAUUAAUUAUUGAUAGAAGAAGCCUGCUCCCGCGUGUAUCUUAUGCAGGAAGUGUGCGGAACUUAUCUUUCCUUACCGGAAAACUUUAUCUUUCUCGCUUUUUCUCUGUGUGAGUGUAACUUCGAGAGAAGGUUUACAGCUAAUAAACUGUGGUUUUGGAAGCGUCAGCAACAGACACUGCAAUGUGUUUGUCAUUGUAAAUGUUAUUUUAUUCUAAAUAUUUCUUUCUUUCCAGUAUUUCUAGCUGUAAUAUUCAUUUUGUUUACUAAUAGGAAAUUGUCAUUGAUGUGUCUGGGGCGAUAACUGGAACAUUCGCUGGCUCCGUUUGCACAUUGAAUACAUUUUAACUGUUUUAUCUUAUUUACACAAGACUGGCGAUAAUAAAGUCGUAACAUUAAAGCGAUAAAAUAGACCAAUUUAGGUGACAGAUUUUGGUGUCAAAUUUAAAACGCCUCUACGCGAUUGGAUCGUGAUGUCAAGAUUUACAAACAUUGCACAGGCUUAAAACAAAGUAUUUAAUUUUUGCAUUUUCGGGCGGUUUCAAAGCGAUGUGUGUCUCUUCCAGUCGCAUUAGGCCCCUCACGAACAGUGAAUCAUUUCAGCUGUGCCGUUGAAGGAAAUGGAAAGUCCUCCUAUGUUCAUACGUGGACAAUCUUGUUCCUUCGCCCAAUUCUUAGAAGAUUUUUCCCAUCUGAAGUAUUAAGACGGCACUUCAAAGUAACAGAGCUUGUAUUUUUGGCAAUUUAUCAAGCUUCGCGUAAGUUUUUGAAAAAGAGAAUCCUAGGGGAAACCUCCACGCUGAGGUGGUCCGACGAAGAUGAUGCUAAGAUUUCAGCGCUACGUUUUGUGUAUAACCUAUUUCACGCAUCUCGCCUGGUCUUCAGAAAGAGUAAGUUGAAAUCAGGAUUGAAUUGUAAUUUCCAAAUUCCAUGUUAGUCAGCAAAGAACUUGUGCACAAAUUUUUACGUUUUCCCGUACAUAAAACUGCAUAGCCCAUCAAAAUGAAAAAGUAUACAAUAUGCUUGAAAUUUUUAAUCAGUAAUGUAACGGCGGUAACCGAGGACAAAUAAGUCUUCUGUCUUCGCCGAUACCCUCACUAGAAGUCUAACAGAAUCCUUCAACUGUUUCUCACAACACUCAGCUUCAAAUUUUUGCGUGGACUUGACAAAUUUAAUUUAAUUUUGCAACCGUUAAGAGUAUUAUUUAUUGAAACAAUUAAUAUUUAAAUCUCCAGUGUUCGUGAUAUGUUGCGGCGUUUAAAAUAAGUUCUCAACAAAAUUUCAUUUCAACGUUAACCACAUUAAACUUAUAUCAGGUUGUAUUUUGGCCAUCAAUUGAUCUCAGUUCUUCUGUCCGUAUUUCCAAUCGAAAAAUCUUUUUUUAAUUUAAUGUUCUGGAGAAAUCCCAAUAUAUAGUUUUCUUUUGUUACCUCUAAUUAUGCAAUUGGCAGGAUCUGUUGCUUUUCCAAAAUCGGUUUUAUUCUGGUUAUUAAUAAAGGGAAAGAGAUUUUUUAGUUAGAGAAAAACGUGAGAGUAAAAAAAGAAUGGAAAUUUGUUUUUAAUAUUUUGGAAGAUUUUGAAUUUGAAGCGUUCUUCACCCUCCAAAAAAUAAAGUCGAAAGAGAUUUUAGCGUUAUAGAUUCGUCGUCCAGCUCUCCUGCAGGAGAACUGACAGCUUUAUUCAAAUAAUUAGUUUGUUUUCAAAAGAAUGAGUUCCAUACAGCUCAUAUACUCAGGAAACCUACAGCUGUGAAAAUUAAAAGCCAUCUUGAAUGAGUUCGUUGUUUUUACCUUUUUUUUUUUUUUUUUUUUUUUGCUUAAUUCAAUUCUAAAAUGACAGAGCUAAGCAGAACGGUUAUACACUGUAACAAAUGUGUCACACUUUAAAAGCAUCUGUGGAGUAAUUACGGUAGCGCCCAAAAAUAUUACCUACAGUAGUAAAUUCUUUUUUGCGGCCGCAAGCAGGACCCUUUCCAAUGACUAAUUACACGAGAAUAACGCUUGAGUGCAGAAUAUCUCCAUUAUCAGCUCUCAUUGUUAUCAGUACUGUUGUGACAGACUAAUUCUCUGAUAUCAAAAGUUAUUUAUUUUUGGCGACGAAUCUUAAUUCAACUAAAGCCUUCCCGUCGUUCUUUUAUGUUUUGUACAUGGAAUUUGUUUUCUGCAUUUUACAACUUCCUUCCACUGACUCAAGACCGAUGCAAGCCAUUGGUGAGAUUUGUUAUUGUCCUCAAAUGUUUCUUACUUGAGUGAGUUACUUAACUUUUAUCUACUAUGGAUUUACUCAUUUUCACCUCCUUUUUUCAAAGACGGAUACCUUUCAUCCCUGAGCAUAAACCAUUGGUCCUAUCUUCGCUUUAAAAGUCGCACUAGUCCUCAGUAUCAAAUAAGUAAAGUCGCUGAUUUAUCCUGAGACCAUUAUUGUCAGCUUAUCGCUCAAGAGUUGUUAUGCAUAAUAAAUUUACUCUAAAUGUUAAACUUGAAUGUAAUUAGUGUUGCUGAGUCUGAUUCGAGUGGAGCGUGACAGGAAAAGGAUUAGUUAUAACUAAUAUUUGCAAAUCGAUCACAAAAUAAUAAACAAAAAUUGCAUCAUUGUGUGGAUAAGGGUAGGUGUUGAAGCUAAAGAAUGGGUAAUUUCUAACUCGGCGAGGCGACCAAACUAGGAAAUUGGAGAUUAUUCAAAUGGUCGGUGGUGUAAUUUAUUAAUUUAUUAUUUCGACUAACUGCUUGAGGAUCUAUCGGCGUUGAACACGGAAAAAUUUUAUCUGCGGCCACCAAGAAGUUUUUGUUUUUUAAUUCAUUUCCGUAUGGAUAAUGUUUAUGAUGGUUAAACGGUAGUCAAAACAAGAGAGCUAAUAGCCUUGCGAUUAAGACUGUUAACACACCAAUUUUGCAAUAUCUAAUAUCGCUCAGGGAUUUAGAACGUUAAAACACGAAUUAAUUUGUGAAAAAAAUCUUCAACGAUUAUACCUCUCAAGGAUCAUUUCCACCUCGAAGUUUUAAUAGGAGAAAUUGUUACCCAGCAACAUUUUCAAUCAAUAAUGGUGAACGCAAAAAAACAUAAUCUCGCUUUCACAGUCAAAGCUUUUAAAUAUUUUACUUCCACGAAAAUAUGAUAAUUGUUUGCGAAAUACCCUUUAAAUGCAAAUUUUUGCUAAUGUUUCUCUUGGGUCCGUUCGAGGCUAUAUUUUAGCUACAUAAUUGCCCAAAGGCUUGAUAAUACGUUUUAUUUAGACAAAGCAGCUGCUGCUUUUAUAGUGGAAAUAGUGCUUAUCGGACUCGAGCUUAGCCAAUCGUAUUCAUGGUUAACUGAUAUAAAUUAUUCGUUUGCUAGGUCUUUCAAACUUGUUUAACACAUGGAAUGAAGUUUUGCUAGAGUAUCCGUUAACAACAAAAAAAUUAAUUUCGUACUGAUAAGAUUAUAUUUCCGAUCGCGUGUGCUUAAGAGAAGAAAAACUUCCUUUUACGAAUUUCAUUAUCAUAUGAAAAGCUAAGAAUCUAAUCCCUGAGUUGAGCACGCUAUUGCUUCGGAUUCUCAUGCGAGCAUUAUUGAUUGUGGUUCUUCAAAUCCUCAAGGUUUGCAUCCAACAGGUAGCCGCUCGAGAGAACGUAAAGAUAUUCGUAACUUUUAAAACUGAAAUCAUAAAAUAUUGUAUACACACACUGCUAAUGGCUGAUGAUCUCCACUGUACGUAGCCAAUGGAAGCUACGGGAAAUAACUACACGUUUCAAUGAGUCAUUCUUACAUGUUUUUUUUCUCUCUCUUUUAGAUCGCGAGCGAUGGAAGCAAGCCACAUAAGUUACAAGGUACUAAUUUAAGUUUACUUUCAACAACAAGACAUAACAUAAGACACAACGGUGUUUAAACUUGAAAAAGCGUGGACCAAUGAAAGAAAAUCAUCAGAAUUCUAUGCAAUUUACGAAAUAUAGGCAACAUGAAAGGUUUUUCGCUCUCGUCUAUUGGACGUCUACCGCAUAACAAUAAAAUACUUCAAAUUACACCGAAAAUUUUUAGCAGGAACAGUGAUAAACCUGUCUGGAGUGACUUUAUUUGUAUACGCGCUAAUCUAAACUCCAGCUAUGUCAAAACAGGUGAAGACGACAGCUUAUUUUUCUAUUUCUUAAACAUUUUUAUUUCAUACGACGUCUUCUUCUCGUAGAUAAUUCUCUUACUAAAGUUUAUGUAGAGAGACCUUAGAAUAAAACAGUAUAAUUAUGGAUUAAUGAUUUGCAAAAGUGAAACUUUAAAUUAAUUUUAAUUUUGCAUUUAAGUUUUCACGAAAGACUAUUUAAAACUGUUUUAAGGCAAAUACUCCGGCUCAGCAAAGUUCUUUUCGAGUCAAUGGAAAUUUAACCAAAAGCAAAGACAUUUGAUAUUAUUGUAUGUUUGAAUGCAAUUACAGAAAAUACUAAACAAAGCGCGAUAUCAUAAAACGCAAAGUUAGCGUGAAGAAAAUUGUAUAACUGUGAUGUUAGUGAUAUUAAUACUUAACAUAAUUUGACUUCAAUCAGUUUCCUGCACGAAUCCCCCAAGAACAAUACUUUUUAUUUCCGCGGAAAAAAAUUUCAAAGAGUUUGUAAACAGAGGCGCGUUAAAAGCAUGCACAUACGCACUAACCUUUGCGUAAAUAGAUGUUACUCGAGUACACUUUAUGAUUAGCGAACACGAUAACGAAUGUACGAAUACAGCAAUUCCUGCUCCCGUGUGUACAGUUUAAUCAAGCGGAGACCAAAGUUUCGAUAUGUCAUGUUGCGAGGGGAAUCGAACAAAAAGAACUGAACAUACAUGUUUAUUCAUUUUCUUUGUGUAUCAUUUAGCCAAGUAAGUGAGAGGUAAAGGGUUAAUGGAUCAAAAAUGGUCAUUCAUCGGUGGUUGGAAGUAAAAAAUCCUAAACCUUAAGCUGAAAAAUUCCUCUUUUUGCUGAACUACCAGCCGUUCCUCGUUUAAACGAGUACACGGUUGUGCUGUAAAUCAGGUAUUCAAUUUAAAAUGCAAUUAUCAAAAAUUCAAAUAUUCAUGAGGGCUUUCAAAGCACACUGCGUACUGAAUACGUCUGAAUCAGUGUAGCGGCGACAAAAUGCUUCAAAAUGAAAAGUUCCACAGGUUACCCAGUAUGUGCUGAAAUUAUCUUAAAACUGCGUAAGUUUGAAAAGACCCGAAGGCGAUCGUUUUUAUAGAAAUUAAAGAUGAACAUUAACAAAUGAAGGCUAAAAAAUCCACACUAUAGAACCAACUUUAAAACACGCCGCCGAAUGAACUCGCCAACGGUGUUCCUUCUCUGAAAACGGGACAAACAGUCCUGGUCCACAUGUUAUCUGUUAACAGUGCCUUGAUCACAUGCAGCACAGCCCUAUCAUUCCGCCAGAGAGCAAAGAGCAAGAGAAAUAAAAAUGAAUUUUUUACAGAUAUUCAUUCCACAUCAAAGCGCAAUAUCUAUGACCUUAGAAGAGUUUUUCCUGAAAGCUCCAGCCAGUUUCAGUUGACAAUUUAUCCCCUCUAUGUCGACAGUGACCGUUGUUGCGUGGAGAGGGCUUGUGCCUAAGUGAAACGUUUUUGCUCACGUUAUUGUGGCCAUUUUUGCAUAUUAAAGAAAAGAAAGAAUGGCACUUCAGACAGAUUUGUGCCAAUAAGAUGGUCAAAGUCUUGUGAAAAAAAAAAUUGAUGACAGAGCAAGCGAAUGACGUUGACGAAAAUUCAUUGUUGAAAAAGAGACAGCAAAUGCCAUUUUUAUUAUCUCCUUCAUAGCUACGUUCAUCAGAAAAACUUUUUACUUAUCGAUAUUUGCUCAGAGAAUUAUCAGGGACGCAUAAGAUUAUCUUUACUCGCAGUCCGAUAGCAAUCUGCAUUAUUGAAUAAAGAAAAUGAUAAAAUUUCAUCUUAUCGUGGUCUGUAACGACAGGCAUAUGUUGAAAAUUCAGUCUAGUAUCAGAAGAAAAUCAUGUUCUAUCUUUUUAUGUUAUUUUUAGCAAUUUAUCUGUGAUUUAGAUGAAAGAAUUAUCUGAAGAACAUUGUCGAGUAUUUUUGGAAACUCUGUAAAAAUAUCGUCAACGAACAUUAACUGCCUUCUCUCAAUUCUUUCCAUUUCUAACCUGUGUCGAAAAUAUAAGUUAUUCUGAAAAUUUCUGCGCGAUAUCCAUGGCACAUACGUAUUGUUCCAAUGAAACGAUUUUAGUUAAAUCUAGAAGCUUGGAUAAGUUUACCAGGCGUUUUUUCAAAAUAAAAUAUAAGAAAAUGGGAAAAAUAACACAGCUGAAGGUAUGAAUUUUGAAAUCAUCUUUCACAUCAACAAAUAUAAUUUUCGCGGUUUUUCUCAUCUUGUUUGAACAAUAAGAAUCGUCGGCUCUUUUUUGACAGACAAUUGCAAACAUCUUACUGUACAAUUUAAUCUUUGAGUCUACAAAUCAUUCAAUGCUAUUCUCUGCCACGAAAAUCCUCGGUUUCACAAGAUUAAGUUUUAUUUGAAUGAACAUACCGAGGCGAAUGAAUUUACCCUAGAAAAUUAUCUCGUCAGGCUUUUUGAAUAAUUCAGCUCUUUAAAUUCUAAAAUUCGCACCCUUGCCCAAAAUCUAAUUUCUUGUUGUCACCAAAAGAUGUAUAUUUGCCCAGCCCAAUUCCGUUAACAAUACAUCAUGAAUGCAAAUAAAUGUCAUUUUUGCACCUCUAGAAAUAAUCAGGCUUCACUAAUGUUUGAACUUCAACUGCGCAAUUUUCCUGUUUUUGUUUUACAAAGCGAAACAUACUGACGAUGAAUUAUUAAAAAUUUAGGUGAAUCUGUAAAGUUCAUUAUUUUGGGCGUAAAGCACGCAAAAGAUUGUCUGAAUUUUGUCGACCAUGAUUCCUACUAUCGGUUUUCUUUAAUUCAUUUCACAUGGCAUAAUUGUAUACUGAAAAAUAGACAUAGAAGUAUGUGGGAUGGUUUUAGCUCUUCCUUUGGAUUCGACGCAGAAUACUUUUAACGGUUGUCUAAACUCUCUAGAAUGAAUCACUUUGACUGCCGCUGUAAGCGAGUUUUCAUCCCAAGCACACUCCAGGGAAGUGUGACUACUGUCACUGAAUAAUCAUUUUACAUUCGUUAUAUAAAGCCAUGCUUUAUCUAAACUCAAUAGGGAAUCUCGUAGCAAAGAUAUAAAAGUCAUGUUAUCAUGCUCAAACGCUUCAAAUCUCGAUUUACAAGCUACUAUAUCAAAUUCGUCGCUACAAGACUAGCUGGGUAUGUUUCUGAAAUGUUCAAAGAGAAUAAUUCCUGUUUCUAAACGAAACGAGAAGAUCUUUAAUUAAUUUCAUCUUAUUAUAUAACGAAGAAGUUUAAAAAGUUUGCAUAUGUUCCAGCAACCCAAUUACAAGCAGGCGGAUAACAAAUCAUAAAUAGAAAAAAUGAAAAUUUAAAAGUCCUGUUUAAUUUCAUACUGGCGCCAAAACAAAACCUUGAGAUCUUCAUACUUCCGCGUGAUAAUAAAACAAAGCGUAGUUUUUGUCAGUUGGGGGUCUUUUCUCUCUCUGUUAUACAGUUAUGUUUCUUAUGCCGUUUAAGUUGCUUAAAAAUUGAUCUUAAACCUUCCUUACCCAUGUAAUACAGAGAAAGUAUUGCUAGGGUUAAAGCGAGAACUGUUGUUUCGAAAAAGUGCGCGUUUCUCGACUUAAAGUGAGCCGAGAGUGGCUCCUACAGUAACGUUUGCCUUGUUUGUAUAAAUAGCUGCACCUGUAACCACAACGUUAUUAAAAGUUUACAUAUACAAGAAAGAGUGCACGUAAAUUUCAAAGUUCGGAUGUUUUAAAUUGUCGAACGCUGACAGAAACUUCGUUACAACUGUUUUUUUAGCAAACAAAUUUGAGAGAAGCGAAUUGAAGACUAUUUUCAGAAAGCUCUAGAAAAACUGUGAAAGUAAUGAAAAUAAAGCAUUUCCUUCUCAACUGAACCUGUCGAUGAGCCUCCAUAAUAGCAAUAUCUUUUAUUUGCAUAACAAUACGGAAGUCUGUUUAAAUAAUUUAGCUCUGAGUGUCGAAAGGUUUUUCUUGAGCAUAGUAUAGUUGAUAGCGUUGCUUGACCGAGGAAGAUGAAAAUCUUACCUUCGCUGAACUUUUUGUUUUCCUUGAUAUCCCUCAAAGCCACUGAAUUGUACAAAAAUACCGUGCAUUACUGGCCUUUUGAAGAAAUCUCCAACAGAAGCGUCAUCGAUUAUACCGGUUAUAACGACGGCCGCUUAAGGGGAAGCUUUAAUAUCAUCUCUGGUAUCGUUGGUGCUGCUCUGGAGAUCUCGGGCAAUAGUUCUUGGGUAGACUUUGGCGUGUUACCAAGUUUGUGCAUUAAUCACCCUGAGACAUGUCGAUCAGGGUUUACAAUCGCUCUCUGGCUCAAAAUUCAAGGUUUCCAAAACAACAGAAUUAUUCUACAAUUAGGACAGCAUCGUUUUUCGCGAGGUUUAACGAUUUGGACGCAAAGGAGUCUGAGAAAGAACAUAGGAUUCAGCACUAACACUUUAGAUCGCAAGUACUACUGGAUGCUAGAAUGGAAGAACGACAACUGGAAUCACAUUGCACUCAAAUGGGACAAUAGAGCCGGUAGUUUGAGGAUUUAUUUUAAUUGCACUUUAGCCAAGGUCGUAAACAAAAGUAAAAAGGCUACGCCUUUGGAGGACAAUAAACCAUCGAGACUUACUUUAGGAGCAAGCCAUGCGAAAAAAAGUCAUAUGAAAUUGAUGGUUGACGAAUUUGCCAUUUGGAACCACACUGUGUCAGAUGACCUACUGUGCAAGGUGUUCAGAAUUCGCUCAGGUUAGUGCGCCCUUUUGUUUCGUUCACCAUCUUAAUGAAAAAUUAUCCAAAUAAACUUCUUUAGUUUACAAAACCUUCCCGCUGGGGUUGUUCGGUAAAGAUGUUUGUACUUGUUAGCUUCCAAUGUGAAUUUAAUGAAAGUUUGCGUUUCUGUAUUUAAACGUGUAAAUGGUGUGGGAGGCAGGUGAAUGCAUAACUGUAGAAGUUUUUAAUUCAACAAAUGCUGAAUAGACCACUGCUGAGUUGUUUUGUUUUGUUUUUACUCGUGAAGAUCAAUUUCUUCGUCGUUAAAAGAGAUGCCUCUCAACUCAAACAAAAAAAAUUUGUGAAUCCACUGGGUAGAUUUGCCCCCCCCCCCUUCCCUCCCUCCCUAAAAAAAAAAAAAAAAGAAAACGGACUAAUUUAAUUUUUACCUGGAUGGUUAUAACAGUCUAUAAUCAGGGCUGCAUAUGUUUUACUUCAUCGUCACUUAGAAAAUUAUUGCUAUUACACACUAAAGAGUACUUUGACUUUUUUAAAACUUCAUUCUCUUUAACCAGACAGUCUAAAUAUCAUUUUAUAUUUAUUUGUAAUAAUCACGAACGUUGGCGCAUGAAACCUUGAUUAAACUGUGUGCAAAAUCAACCAACAGCACCAUAACAUAAGUGGAAGUAACCCACUCUUUCAAGAAGGUUAACACUGACAAUGAUUUAAUUAAUGUCAUAUAUUUUACUUGGUAAAGCCCGUUGAUACAUCCAACAGUUCUACCUGACCAAUAAAAAAGUUAUCUCAAGACCAAUACCAGUGAAUCCAAUAGCACGCUCAGGAGUACCUCAACGUUGUUAAUACCUCAUGCAUUUUAGCCAGACAGUCUGCUUUUUCAUUUCCAUUCAGUUGUAAUUCUCUGUAGCGUUGGCUUAUAAAACCUUGAUUAGACUUUAUGGAAUCAUCACAUGAGUAAUCCACCUUUCCAAGAAGAUCUCAACAAACCAUGAUUAGUUGCAUCACAUCGAACAUCAAUUUCUAACGCUGUUAAUCAUAACCAUUACAAAUUCCUCAAAUAUCAUUGGUGCAUUCACAACUUCAUUUUUAACUCGUGAAUUGCGCGCAUGCGCAAGAGCGAGUUGUAGAUAUGAUGUGGAGAAUGGCACUCGCUCGCUCGCUCGAUUGGUCGAUUCCUGUAAACUUUUUUCGAUUUUAGGCUUUUGAAUGCAUUUGAUAGUUUUUGGCGAGUAAUAAACAAACGAAAUGGCGACCUUUGUUGCUAAGAAUAGUGGUGGGGUGAAAAAGAAGCCAAUGAUUAUCUUAAAAGAGUUUGUUUUUUUUCGUUUUAGUCUCAACAAGCGGCGCCAGCGACUGGCAGGCGUGCUAGGAUUCACACUGAAAUAAGAGAACAACCUUCGUUUUUCAUAAAAUUGUAAUUUACAACCCUUGAACUUGAAAACAAUCCGAAGAUUCAUUACAAAUAUCACUUACUCCGAAGCGCUCGGAGCUUACAGGUGUUCAAAAGCUUUUUCUGUUAUGGCGUGAGAUUGGGGACAAAAUCGAUCAUUACAUUUCGUAUCGUGUGUUUUUUCUGUGUGAAGCAACAAAGGUGCCGGCGACUGAAGAAAUUACAGGUUAACACGAAAAUCAAAUAACACCUAAACAAAUAAUUUUGGCUACCGAUUUUCAGUGAAUUUUUAAAGAAAAAUUUUCUUUUAAUAUAAGUUUCAAGACAAUUUGAAGAUUCAAAAUAAAUAUUACGUACUAAAAUGCGAAAGUUAUACACCACAAAAUUAAUAAAUAGGCCUGAAAUGAAAUUCUAUUUUGUUCUCAAUUAUACGUUGCCUAGCAAGUGACCAAAAUCUACCCAGGCGGAAAUCCAAAAUGACGGUGGCAGUCUGGGCUCAGUUAUAUCACUUAAAACUCGUUCUCGUUUGUCUCAUUUGAUAAAGAGGGAAUCAUCAACGUUUUCCUUAAGACAGUAUUGCCUUGAUUUUCCAAUAUUUACAAUGAUAGACAGUCAAUUUCACUUUUCACCCACAUUUACUUCCAACCUUUUCUUUUGAAUCAGAAACAAAAAUGAUAUAUGUUUAAAACACGACAUCAUCCACCUUGUCAAAUGUAAUAGCAUGAUCAUUGCAAUGGUAAUGCCUUCUUAUCCCAACGUUACUUUGUUUCUUUGCUACAUUAGCGAACACUGAACUACUGCUCGUACUCUAAAUAUGACAAUCAACCACAAAAUUCCCUAAACCAGACACAUUAAACAUAAUGCAAAAUCAUGUAAGUCAUCUGUCAAUUCACGAGUUUGCUCACAGAGCCCUUUGAUUAAUUUAUCAUUUGUUAAUCACUCGCAUGAUUGCAGACCGAAUUGGAGUCCACUUAGUCCUAUUAUCAUCGUUAACUGAUUUGUUCACAAAAUAUAUCAACGAAUAACUAGGCAGAUAUAUAACUAAGUGAAUAAAUAGAUAACAAACAAUUGAUUAACCGAAUAAAAAACUGAGCAAACAUCUUAAACGUAUAAAGCCGUUUGUGCGUUUUACUGAUCAUUACGAGUUUUCGGUGUCUCCUGUCUUUUGGUGGAUUUUUUUUAUUAUUGCUUUUAAUGUGGCUGUUUCACUUUGGAUUUCUGUUAAAGGCUCAUCACGUUACAAAGUUAGAGUAACAAAAUUAUAAGAUUAAUCCAUUCUCUAUAGCCUUUAGACAACUUGUAGUGUAAACAGGUUUUAUGACUUUUUAGUUAAGAGAGUAAGUUUCUAAAAACAAUGAGGUGUUGCGUCUGUAGAAGAGUAUUGCAGGAUAGUUUGUUUUUAUCCUCAAGGUUGAUAAUGUAAACUGGCCACCAUAAACAGUUUCUAUAGCUAACGUUUCGAGCGUUAGACUUUCGUAACAGCUUCAGACACUCUUCACUGUGGCCAGUUUACGUUAUCAACUCAGUUGAUAAAAUCAAAUUAUCUCAAAGAAAUUUGUAGAUUUCUCGUGCAAAAUUAACGUAAUUCUCUCUUCUUCCUUCUAGUGGAUAAAAAUUACAGUGAGUGGUCUGAUUUUAGCCCUUGUUCAGUAUCUUGUGGUAAUGGUACGAUGAAACGGACAAGGAACUCUAGCCUACCAUUACCAACAAAUCGUGAUCAACACAACUGUUCUUUUAUUGGACCCUCCGAGGAAGUAAAGUCAUGCUUUUUACGGGAAUGUCCGCUGGACGAAAACUAUUCACAAUGGUCAGUCUUUAACAAUUGUAGCAAGACCUGUGGUGGCGGAAUCAAGAAAAGAAGUAGGACUUGUUCAAACCCGGAGACUGGACUCGGUGGUAGAAAUUGUUCUAGUCUAGGAUUGACGAUCGAAGUUAAAAACUGCAAUACACAACCUUGUCCUAUAGAUGGAGGGUACAGUGAGUGGACGGAGUUUUCACGAUGUACAGUUUCUUGUGGAAAUGGAACGAGACAUCGAACUCGAAGUUGUUCCCGUCCACAACCUAAAUAUGGUGGGAGGGACUGUGCGCAUUUAGGAUCAAAUAUAGAAAUUUCGAUUUGCAACAAUACUUUUUGCCCGACUCACGGGAGCUUUAGCGAAUGGUCAACGUUCAGCAAAUGUACAAGAACAUGCGAUAAGGGUAUUCAAAAGAGGUCUAGAAAAUGUUCUAAUCCCGAGCCGAGCCAUGGAGGAAAGAAUUGCUCGAGUUUGGGAGCACAUGUAGAGACAAGGGUAUGCAAUACUCAACAUUGCCCAAUAAAUGGUGGAUUUACCGAGUGGACGAGAUGGGGUGAAUGUAGUAGGUCAUGCGGAGUUGGAAUUAAAAACAGAACGCGAUCCUGUAGUAAUCCUAUUCCUAUGUAUGGCGGAAAAGAGUGUGAUGGAUAUACAAUCAACUUUAAAGUUUGCAAUAUUGAUCUGUGCCGGGUUGAUGGAAACUAUUCUUCAUGGUCAAAGUUUAGUGCUUGUAGCAAAAGCUGUGCUGGUGGUAAAAUGAAACGAACAAGAACGUGCACUAAUCCACCUCCAGAUAAUGGAGAGGAUUGUUCGCUGCUUGGUUCAGCGAUAGAAAUUAGAAACUGCAACACUUUUCCAUGUCCAAUAAAUGGUAAUUAUUCAUCGUGGUCUAACUUCAGUUUGUGUAGUAAAAGUUGCGGUAAUGGUACGAUGGAAAGAACGAGAAAUUGUUCAAAUCCAGAGCCAAAACACGGUGGCAUGAAUUGCUCUUACUUAGGCCUUCCAAAGGAGGUAAAAGGUUGUAACGCAUUUCCUUGUCCGAUACAUGGUAAUUUUUCUUCCUGGUCACUUUUUAGCGUUUGCAGCAAAAGCUGUGGAAAUGGGAAAAAGACCAGAACUAGAUCAUGUUCAAAUCCUGUUCCAAAACAUGGUGGUAAAAACUGUUCUGCGCUUGAACCUCUAAAAGAGGUGCGUAGUUGUAACACCUUCCCCUGUCCUGUUCAUGGAAACUACUCGCCUUGGUCAAAUUUUAGCAGUUGUUCUAAAAGUUGUGGUAAUGGUAAAAUGGUACGAACACGAAACUGUUCAAAUCCUACGCCAAAGCAUGGUGGAAGAAAUUGUUCAUUGUUUGGGCUCUCGGCAGAAGUUCGAAGCUGUAAUGCAUUCCCCUGCCCAGUUCACGGAAAUUAUUCGACGUGGUCCAAUUUCAGUGCAUGUAGUAAAAGUUGCGGAAAUGGGACAAUGUCACGAUUUAGAAACUGUACCAAUCCGAAGCCUCGCCAUAAAGGAAAGAACUGCUCUUCGUUAGGGGCCCCAGUAGAUAUUCAACUUUGUAAUGUUUUUCCGUGUCCGAUACACGGCGGAUACACAGUUUGGGGAAACUUUACGCAAUGCACGUUGUCAUGUGGUAAUGGCACCAUGUAUAGAACAAGAAACUGCUCCAAUCCCGCACCUCGACAUCGGGGCGAAAAUUGCUCAAAACUUGGACCAGCUGAGGAAAUAAGAGCAUGUAACGAGCAUCCUUGUCCAAUACACGGUGGCUACACCCAGUGGUCGGAGUUCAGUCAAUGCUCGACAAGCUGUGGCAAUGGCACUCAUCGGAGAACGAGGCUAUGUUCCAAUCCAGCGCCAAAAUUUGGAGGUAAAAACUGCUCUCUGUAUGGUUUGGACAUCGAUGUCGAAAGUUGUUAUUUGAUUCCGUGUCCUUUAGAUGGUGGAUAUAGCACGUGGUCAAACUUCACUGAAUGUACCAAAUCAUGUAACGUCGGAAGACAUACUCGAACUCGGCAGUGUAACAAUCCUGUUCCUAAACACGGUGGGAAAGAUUGUUCGAGCCUUGGUCCAGAGACAGACGUAAAAUUAUGUAAUACAUUCCCCUGCCCCAUCCAUGGGGGAUACAACGAGUGGAGUGGAUUUGAGUCAUGUACACGAACCUGCGGAGGAGGAAAGCUCAUAAGGAGACGUUCCUGCAUCAAUCCGCCCCCCGCACACGGAGGAAGAAAUUGCAGUAGCCAGGGUCCGAGUAUUGAGUCCAAGUCAUGUAACACGCAAAAAUGUCCAGGUACGUUUUCCCUUUUUCUGCGGGUUAUUUGAUAAACUUAAGGUGUCACAUCUGAUUCUAAAAAUUAAUUCCAAAAUAAAAGUAUGUAUCUCCCCAAAAGCGUUAUACCUCGUCCAUGAAGAGACUGCGAAUGAGGCUGUAACGUCAUGAUCAGUUUACUAUCUCGUUUGGGGCAACUCAGUGUCACCUUGACAGUUACGUUACCGAUGCAUGACCACUUGAUAUUGUCAAGGGAUAACGGCAUAAUCUGAGAUCGAUUGACCUUUUUGUUGUCUUCAGCUACCGUUUCAGACACUCAGGAGUUACAAAAUACUUAAGAAAAGCUGAGCAAGCUCAGUAUAAAAAUUAAAAUGAUAGGCUUCACUCAUGACCGUAACGAGACUUUGAACAGUAACUUCUCUAUACGUCAUUUAGUCUUCCGCUAAAAAUCCACCUCAAGCCUUUUCUGAUGUAACUUUUGCAUAAGACCCAUAAAUUUUUAUGGAAUGAAACAACUUUGUUACUGGAAACUAUUUCCUCAGAUAUUGUUUUCAAGAUAACAAUAAACUUGACGUCUGAGAAAUGGGACCCAACUUUAGCUGCUAGAAAAGGCCGGAGCUUUGACAGGCUGACGUUAAAAAUCCAUUAUGGGGUAAGUGAUUGAAUUUCGCAUCAUUACACCAUUCCAUAGUUUUGAUUAGAUCACUUUCAAGUGCGGUUAGGACGACUCUUCCGUGGUAGUAUAGGUCAUAAUUUAUCCUUGUUGUACGUAUUGCGCGCCACCUAGAUACUAACUGCUCACGGAAGAUAUAUGUCUAAAUCUGAAACGUGGCUGACUAAUCAUUUUAGUAACCUUCAAAGUUGAAGAUUAAACGGGAAAUUUCUCUUUCUGACUAGGUUAAUUUUAGGCAGGAACAAAUUCUAAAAAGUUAGAAGAAGAAGCAAAAGUAAACCUAACAAAACAACACUUUUCACAAUGAAUCACAACGUAGCAAACAUUGAUGGUUUCUUUUAGGUUAAAGCGAUUAUGGGAGAAUGGGCAGUAUCUGAUGUUGGAGAUUUCACCUUUAGGUAGGAAACUAUUGGUUUUUUUUUAAAUUUUUUUCUUUUGUGUUUUUUAGAGAAAUUUGUCAACUGAUAUUAACCAUGUUUGGAACUUGAGAUGCAAACUACUACGUGGUCAAAGCUGAUCACAGAAAAACAAAAUUAUUUAAAAAAUAAAAUUAUUUGAUCCUACGGCUACAUACCUGUUGACUAUUUCAAUUUAUUCAUUUCUGUCAGACUUCUCCGUUAAAAUUCAAAAUUUUCCUGUUAGUCGAUCGCGGACUUGUUUGCCUUUCCUCUCCUUCCUUAAUGUUCUCCGUCCGUUGCUUUCUUCCCGAUGAGUUCCCUUCUUCCCUGGUUUUCUUGGUCUUUCGAUCCAUUUCUUCGUUUCUUCUUAUUUACUGUUUUUCGUUUAAAGACACGGAAGCGUCAUCGCAGAUUUCUCUGUCAGCCUAUUUCACCAACCCUACCAAGGAAUUACCGCUCUUCAAGAUGCCAUCAACAUCGACAGAAAAAUAGAAAAUACACUAACGGUCUCACCUGUAAACCUCACUUCACCGGAUGGUAAGGGUUAUCUAGUGUCACAAAAGCAGUUAUGCACAUUUUCCCUCAGCCGCAGCUCGUCUUCAUGUUGAAGAUUCGUGAAAUUUGCUAAGAAAGUAUCCUGACAAGCAGAAUAAGGAAGAUGGUUAGUUUGAGCUCCGGAGUAAAAUAAUAAAAGAUGUUUUUAAGUGCUAUCUCUUGCGUCCGCGUGAGGAAUUGAGCCUUAGACUUUUGAAUUUCGCACUCCAUUGCUCUCUACAACUUAGAAACAAGACAGGUAGAUAUGUGUUACUUUUUUUUGCCACAGAAUCAAACAGAUAAAGACAACAUACACUUGUGAACCUAAUUAUGAAGGAUAUUCAGUCCAGGGAAGCCGUUUUCUUUAAUUUUUGCUGUUUACGAAAUGAUCUUCAACUUACCAAAAACAACCGAUCAUGCUAAGUAAAUCUUUUUUCGGUAAACGCUGUACUAAACAUUAAUCAUUUCCGUUGUGUUAUUUUUGUAGUCCCAUUUAUGGCACCAGUCAACAUCACCGCUAUUAACUCAAGCUCCACCUCAGUUCUCCUAACAUGGCUACCAAUUCCGAACGAGUAUUCCAAUGGUCCAAUUCUGGAAUACAGAGUUACUUUCUGGGAAUUAGGAAGUGAUAACUUAGAAAAAAGGCUAUGGAAGAAGGUAAUCGACGGGGAAAGACUGUCCUCACAUGUGACUAACUUGGAGAAGUUCACCACCUACCAGUUUAGAAUGGCAGGUGUCAAUCAUCGAGGAGUCGGAGUGGACAGUGAACCAAUUGAAACAAAAACAGAUCAAGACAGUAAGUACUAAUUACCUCAUUUAUACUACUGUUUUUUCAUUGAUUAAAAAGUGUCACUCGUUUCUUAUAUCUAGCCAGCUCUUACACAAUUCGAGUUAAGUUGAACAUUCUGCAAUUUUAAAGCCAGUAGAAACCAGAAUAGCGGAUUUCACUCGUUAAGUUAUAAUCCCUCUAUCACUUCGUUUGUUGAAAAUUAGUACCUCAAUAAAUCAUUCAUAGACUUACUUUGUCUCUACUGAUAUAUCUCUCAACAAAGUUACGUUGAUCAUUAUUUUUUUUGUAUCGUCAGACAUGUUUAUGAACAAUUUCUCCCCUUGGUGCUUUAAAAUGGAUUGUAUCUCAGUAGUUAGGAGUAGUCUCAAGUUAGGAUCAAGUGCAAAUAUUGCUAUUCAUUUAAAGCAGUAUUUUUCAGUUUACUUGUGUGAUUUAAGGUUAAAACGCGUUUAAGUUUUUUGUGUGUGUCGCUAGCUUCCGUAGGCUGUUGCUUUCACCUGAGUAACCAUGGUUGGUAUACCCAAUCACCAUAAAUUAAGCUUUGCACGCAGAGUGAAAUUUACGAAGUCAAAUUUUCUUCAUUUGAUGCUCUCUUCAGAGCCUAGUUCAUCGCCUUGGGAUGUAAAAGCCAGUAACAAAAGCAGCACAACCAUUUACGUUAAUUGGUCUCCGAUCCCCAAACAGUUCAUUCAUGGAAUUCUAUUGGGUUACCAUGUUCAUUACACUAACUUGGAUCCUAAUGGAUACGAAGACGUCAUUACUCGUACAUACCCGACUGAACCAACCAGAACCUGGGCUCUAAUUACAAACCUGCUUAAGUUCACAUCAUAUCAGAUUCAAGUCAGCGCUUUUACAAUUAAAGGAGACGGGCCACUGUCGGAUACAAUCUUCGAGCGGACACAGGAGGACGGUAAGAAAUAAAUAUCAAGAAAUAUAGUAAGAUAAGAGAAAAAUUCCUAGAGAUACGACUGACACUUAUUCUGGUGUGCAACAAAGCGGGAUUUGAGGACGUGAAUCAAAUGGCGCAUUUGAAGCUGAGUAAAACAGGACCUUUUCCUCAAUUUCAAUCUUUUACGUCCUCCUUUUAUGGCGAUAUUUGAACCUCUUCGGUCCCCACCAGAGAAUUGGAAAUUAUGAAUAAGAUUCUUGUGCGUGAUGCCCCACUUUUAUUGGCAUAACUUCAACUUUUGACGAUAGUUUUUUUUUCUUAUGUUCCUUCCUCGCUUUCUUUCAGUCCCUAGCCGGCCCCCAGGAAAUAUUAAAGGCAACAAUCUUACAUCCACAAGCAUCGUGAUCCAGUGGAACCCAAUCUCCUCGCGCUAUGCACACGGUGUUCUCCUGGGUUAUAAAAUAUCUUAUGUAACAGCAGACGCCCCGAAUAAUCGAACAUGGAGCGAAACUGUAGUCAACCAGUCAGCAACGUCAGCGGUUAUUGCCAAUUUACGCAAGUUCACAACGUACAUGGUAUCUGUUGAAGGUUUUACCAGCAAAGGAAGUGGAAUUGAGAGCAAAUGUGUGGCAGUGACCACGGAUGAAGACAGUAAGAUAAUGACUGUAUAUAAAGCUGCAUAUGCAAGUUUAACUCGAUGAAUUUCCGUUUGUAAGUUGUCCUCGGCGGUUAAGAUGAAAAAAAGCAGAAACUUUCUUUGCCGCGUUCCCUUCCCCAAAAAGGACUACGGCGUUCUGAAGCGAAUAGGCAAAACGCAUCCAGACCAUGUCAGAUUUGAAUGUUUGGACUGCAACAACAAUUAAUACACAAGAAUAUCAUAAAAUAUAUGCAUGUAGUAUAAAUUUAUACAUUUAUACAUAUAUCAUCUUGCAACAUCUAUAACAGAUAUAUUCGCAAGCUCCUGACUAAUAACGAAAGCACUACAACUAGGAAAUAUAUAAAUAGAAAAAAUAUACAUAUAAAUAAAUAAAUAAAUCGAAAAAGGUAAACAUCACACUACCUUAGAUAAACUAGCAACUACAGACCAUAGCUGCAAAUUUUAAAAUACUUCAGCAGACAUGGUAAUCUCUACGUUAACUUUUGCAGGACCCGAUACCUUCCCUGCCAACGUCACCGGUUUCAACAGAAGCUCCACCUCUCUGUUUCUUGAGUGGAAACAUAUCCCUCCACAACACAGAAAUGGCAUUCUCCAGGGCUACAAGAUUUCAUAUUUCUCUAAUAGCUCUUAUGAGACAGUCUUGCAUCAGACAGUCCACGGUUCAAGGACGUCGACUACCCUUGAGAACUUGAUGAAAUUCACGUGGUACGUCAUCAGAGUGGCCGGGUACACCAGUAAAGGACUCGGUCCUUCACCUCUACAACCUUUAGUGAUAAGGACAAGUGAAGAUGGUAAGUCACGUGACUCGUUCUACCUCACUUCGCUUUCAGUAUUAUGCGUUUCUUCACCGUACUUUCUUUUUUAAAGUUUAAAAAAUGUUUAAAAAAAAGAAAAAAGGACAACGGCACAACAAAAUAUAGAUGGCUAAGGGGUACGAUUUGAGUUCCCUGUUCAUUGGCGUUCACCAAGAGAUCACAAUCUCUUGCCUUCACCUGAGUAGGUUUUAGGCGCAGAAUAGUUUUAUCCGUGAAGUGAAAAGUUAGAAACGCCAAGACCGAAUGAUUAAGAAUAUCAUAGUAUCGAUAAAUAAGGCUAAACUCAUUCACUGAAUUGAACUCGUGAAGGUAUUAGACGCCUUUACUGGCUUUGUUCUUUUGUCUUUUUUUAUCAGCGAUCAGUUGAAGGUACUCUUUGGAUACUUUACUCUGAAAACUGUUUAUAGCCAUGCUUGUAUUCGCCUGUGAUUUCCUUGUAAAAAAAACCGGGUAUCCUAAGGAUUUCAUGUGAUCGUGCUAUUGGCAAUCAGCGUCCAGCACGAUCUGGCUUGGCUUGCAUGAGACUUUUCACUGCACUUCUUGACCAACCAAUAUAAAUAAAAGCUAACGUAUGACAUUAUUGUUAAGUUCCUAGUAAACCUGUGAUAAAAUUAAAAGCUCGUAACACAAGCCACACGAGUCUCCUUGUGGACUGGAAAGACAUACCACGUGACAACGUCCAUGGGAUACUAUUGGGCUUUAGAGUGCUGUUCUGGCGAUUCAAUGAGUCACGUGACACGUAUGAGAUCAGAGAGGUUCUUCCUGAUGAACGAUCCGUCCAUCUAAAAGAUUUGUGGAUUUACACCAAAUAUAAAAUACAAGUUCUUGGUUUCACGGCUGCUGGCGAAGGUGCUGUUAGCGAGGAAAUCGAAGUCUCAACUGAUGAAUACGGUGAGUUUUUGCCUUUAACUUAGAUCCACCUAACUUUGUUGAGGCACAUCUCUCUCGGCGGUUUCAUAGACAGAUGAAAAAGAAAGAUAUUACAAGUGUGUCUAUUCAUCGAUGUUCUCCGAGUACAUUAUGUACCUGAGAUCAAUUUCUAUUAGGCAAAUGCGAAUGUGAUUUUCAGUCCGCAAAGGCGAGCGAAAAUCGUAUAUACUGUAGUUCUAACCAAAAACCAGCUUUUGGCGAAACGGUUUCUCGGUGAUGUACUUAGUAUGAUUUAAUUUCCGUCUGGUCAAAGGGUAGCAACAUGGAAAGUUACGAUAAGUUGAUAACGACCCGUUGCUCUAAGUAAUACAGCAAGAAACCAUCUUCAAAGAAGGAGAAUAAUUGCCUUCCUUUUCUCGGUUUUUCUUUGCUUCUCUCCUCUUUCCCUUUAGAAGAAGCUACUUACGAUUUUCGAAGAAUAUUGGAAAUUGACUAUGUGUGAUGAGUAAUGAGACAUGUAAACCUCUCCUAACUAGCUGAUCAUUCGAAGAGCCUGAAUGCUUGCCAGCAAGAUUUUCUUCAACACUCAAAGUUGCUCUCAAAGCUUCUUUUUCCAGCCUUAUGCUUUUUUAAUCGGACAAUCUCUCAGACCCUGGCAGUAUCUUUCGAUAUAUCAGCCUCUUGUGGGAGUUUUUCAAUUCAAGUGAUGUAUUUUCUCUCAAAAAAAAUUGGAACAUCUUUCUUUCUUGCACUAGUUCCCAGUCAAUCUCCUGUCAAUGUUCAAGCGAUGAACAAGACAAGUCCCACAAAAAUCGAGGUACAGUGGAAACCAAUCCCAGAUGAAUUUUACGUCCAUGGUAUACUGCGUGGUUACAGAGUACUGUACAAGGCGAUAGCCACUGCAGACGAGACGCCAGAGGAAGAGUCGGAAACUAAGAUAGUAACAGUAUCAAGCUCAAGCUUGUCUGCUGUUCUGGAAAAUUUGGAUGCAUACACCCGAUACGAGAUCGAAGUUCUGGCAUUUACCAUCAAGGGAGACGGGGUGAAGAGUGAACCUAUACGAGCAGGUAUUUUACAAGAUUUGUAAUCUUCCUUUGCAACCUUGAGUGCCUUUGCAAUUCAUACUUCUAUUCAGGCUUCCUUUUUGAAAAUUUUUAAAUACAACUCACUCCUAGAGGAUCAUUUCAAUGCUUGUAUUCAGUUAGCAGGUCAAAACACUACUUAUCGCAUUUUUAAAUGUAAUUUUCAGGGAUUAGCAUGCAGAUUUUUAUUUCAACCUGUCAAGAGACGUAGGAAAACCUAAGCUGUUAAGAAGUAAAUCCGAUCCCCCAUCACGAGCUCAUGAUCGACUAAAAAACAUUUUACUUCCUUUUGUUUCCUUCCAGAAACGUGUAACUGCUACAGCACUGUCUUCUCUAAUUGGUGGAUCAACCCGCCUUACGUUGACAGCCCCGAUUCCAACAAGAGCGGCAUCAUCACUCCUAUCCUAAAAGAAUCUGUUUAUUCCUGCUGUGGGAACUGCUCUGAGCAUGGAACCUCACGAAUAGACUUUGAGUACACUGCCUCUCUACGUCCUGCCAGGAAAUCAGGGCUUGUUCAGUUCAAGAACGGCUUUGAGGAGAAAACUGAGCUUCAUUUUCCAGUCUAUGGCUUCAUGGAUCAGACUCGGUUUUCAGACAAUUACGGAUUUGUUCCUUUCGUCCAGUCGCCAGGCUUGGCACUGAUCAUAAUCGGAGAUAAAAAGGGAACCGCUGCAAAUCUACUGCUCAAGUCACUGGCCUUUUGUUUCCCAGUACUCUUUUUGUCCAUUGCCAUGCUAUGGGUGUCCAGUUUGGCCAUGUGGUUUGUGGUGAGUAAUCUCUUUGUCACCCACCGCCAUUUGUGUACAACAGCAAUUUUCUAUUUUGCCGUUUCUUCUCCCUCGAGAUAUCAAAGCCUGAUGACAAAGCUUCUUUUCAAUUUUUCGGUAGAACAAAAGAACACGAACCGUUUUUCAUACUUUUCAAGAUAUACUGUGUUCUGUUUUACUUCCAAAGGAAACUGCAGCUAAUGAACGCCACUUUCCUCGCAAUAUUCUACAAGGAAGCUGGGAAGCGAUGUGGUGGGCGUUUGCUUCCAUGACAACUCUCGGGUAAGACAACUAUGACUGAUGAUCUGAAUAAAUUGAUGGAGGAAAUAGGGAACGAAUACAGGAAUAAAUGGGCGAGCGAGCAAGUAAGAGAGUUAAUGCCAGGAUGACUGAUUGACUGUGGAUUGACUGUCUGACCAACCGGCUUCCUGACUGACUGAUUGACCGUCUGGCUAACGGACUGAACGACUAACCAACAGAUUGACGGACCAAACAACGAAAUAACAAACCGAUUGAUUGACGGAACGCCAAACUAAUAGAAUGAUUCGUAAGGAAUUUCAAAGCUGACGUUUCAAGCGUUACCCCUUCGUCAGAGCGAAGGGCUAACGCUCGAAAUGUCGGCUUUGAAACUCUUAACAGUGGCCAAUUUACGUUAUCAACUCAGUUGAUAAUACUAAAUUACCCUGUUAUACUCUCCCACCGAUAAAGCAUCUCAAUUUCUUUAGAAACUUAUCCCCUUUAACACAAUGGUCCACCGAUCAAACUGAUCGACUUGUGAAUAGAUCAGAUGCACAUACAACAAGUAGACAAUUUGUUGUAACGUUAGUUGGAAACAAUUUACUGUUAGGUCGAUCUGUCUGCUUUUAAUUGUGCAACUGCUUUCGUUCUUAUUCGGUAGGUACGGUGAUCGGAUUCCAAGGACUCCGUUUGGUCGCCUGGUGUGUUUAACUUGGAUCCUUUUAGGCGUCAUCAUGGUGACUUGCUUUAACUCUACCAUGACAACACUGCUGACCGCGAGAAUUUUGGACAAAGAAGUUAAUUUAUAUGGAACCAAGGUGUGCAUAAAUUUUUACACAAUUGUUUUCAUUUUUCUCAUCAAAAAGAAAACAAAUACGUGAAGAAAAUUUUUUUUCUUUUUGUUACAUUGACCUACCCGUUUUGAACAAAAAACAUUUUUGGAAUCAAGUGUGCAAAAGAGCAGUUAAGAAGAACGCUUCUUGAGAGAACAGCGAAAAACCUUAUAGCAAAACCUACCAAUUAAUUUAUACGCACCAGAUUAAGGACGACAAACUACUCCCUGCUUGACCCUUAAGGUGACUUCCUCUCAGUUUAUUCGAAACUUCUUCCAUUAUUGAUUCUUUUUGGAGCAUCCCUAAUUUAGACGAUCAUAUUACGCAAGCGGUAUGUCAAAUAAAAAGUAAUGAGAGUAUCUGGCGUUGAGGGCGGAAUGAACGUUGACACAUUUCGAAACCAUUUGUAAAGAGCCGACCAAACUCCGUUUAGAAAGAAGUAUCAAAUAGCAUCUAGCAUUAAUUUUUUUACAUUAGUUCGAAACAUUCCAGAUAUAUAUAUAUAUAUAUAUAUAUAUAUAUAUAUAUAUAUAUAUAUGAGAGGAAAAAAGGACGCAACUACAUUUCCCGACAAGCCUGUUUCGUGAAUCGCUUCACUCUUCAGGGGUUUUUUAAGCGAUUCACGAAACAGGCUUGUCGGGAAAUGUAGUUGCGUCCUUUUUUCCUCUCAUAAUAUUUAUUCUGCUCUGCUUCAACGUAUUGAGCACUGUUCCACGCGAAAAUCGACUUGCAGACUUCCAAUAUAUAUAUAUAUAUAUAUAAAUAUAUAUAUAUAUAUAUAUAUAUAUAUAUAUAUAUAUAUAUAUAUAUAUAUAUAAGUAUCGUUUGUUUGCAGAUUGCUGCAAUUCAGAAUUCAUCCGGGUAUCGUAUUGCUAUCAGGAAAAAUGCCCGAGUCAACCCCGGUGGUAAGUGAUAUUUUUGUAAAUGAUGUAUCUGUGAUGAGCACUUUGGUGUUGAUCUAAAAUGACAUUUCACUAAAUAAAGGUACUUCGAUGUUAAGUUUGACAGCAGGAAGCCAGAUCCUCCACUUCUUUUCAAACUUGAGUCAUUUAACUAAGUUCUCUAAUUAUUAGAAAUUCAGAAAGAAGUUUUUCGUUGCUGAUCCUAACAGUAAGCAGGAAGCGUGUCAUAUGAACUUCGUAAUAGCCCUCACUCACCGUGGAGCCUUUGUGGCUCAGUGGUAGAGUAUCAGAGCGCGGAAUCCGAAGGUCUGAGAUACGAUUCCUCAUGGAGACUCAGAAUUUGUUCUUUGUCCCACGCUCGAAACAAGACGAAAAACAUCUUUCUCUAUUUCUUUACCGAGCUCAAAACUUACCAUCUUUCUUGUUCUAUUUAUAAGAAGUUGUUGAAAUUCAACCUUCUAAAAAUCUAACCUCCUCGGCUCUGGGUAAUACGUAUAGAAAAGGCCAUCGCUCUUAUUUCUCAUAACCCACGGUUUUUGUUUAUGAUUAGGACGAUCACAAACACAACCUCAAAUAGAACUAUUUAGGAUGUGCGUUUCUAGUUAAUCCUGAACUUUCUUUGAAAUAUCUUAAAUUAACUGGGCUUCUUCCCCUAGGCAAGGAGUACACUAAUCUGCAAGAAGUUUACGAAGCUCUAACCAGUCGAGAGGUAAAAGGAAUGCUUAUCGAUGCAUACACGGUAGGGAGUAAGAAACAUCUAUUUAAUCGACGGGAUCUACGCAUCAGUAAGCUACUGGACUACUCGGCUGCAUACGGUGUGGUGCUAGGAGGAGAGGCCAAGAAGAUACAGAAGUGUCUUCAAAAAUACGUCAACGAGCAGCGCUCUGAGAUAUCCAAGAUUGUGAAGAAUAACGUGCAAGCAAUCGAGGUAUUAUUCUAUCUCCCGAUUUUAGUCAGCGACAACUGAGGCGAUAGGAUUUGCGGUGGCGGGUCUAGAAAAGUGGGGCAGGGUUGGGUCCCUCGGGUCUUUUUUGCUUAUUUUUAUUGUUGCUUUUGUCGUUCUCUCUUCUUCUUUUUUUUCUUUAUAAUAAAAAGCGCGUUAGUUUGAAACUCUUUUGAACAAAACUUCAUGUGUCUUUAGGGGUAUCGAAGUUUCGAUCCCCUAUGAAACAUUCCUGGAUCCACCUCUGAAAAGUGAAAUGUAAAUGUUGUUGUUGACUAAGUAUAUAAUACUAACUAGUCACAUGGUGCAUUCAGCUGCAUGGAGCUUGUCCUAGUAUCAGAAGUAUGAAGCGAUUCGCAGUGUUGGUACACUCCCUCUAGAAAAUGAGAAGUGUCAGCCUAUCGCAGGUUUGUGAGUUCAUGCAUACCCUAAAUUUUGUUUCGUUCCUUCCAUAGAUUACGCCUAAAAGCAUGUCUGUCGAGCGCUCGAGCAGUCUGUUUGACCCGAGGUUUCCCACGUACGUGCGUGCGCUGAUCGUCUGUGGUGUAAUCCUUGGUGUGAUGUGGCUAGUAGGAGCUAAGUUUGAGUUUGCUAAGAAGAUGGGAUGGGUAAAGUUCAGGAAAAAAGGUAUUUUCAGCACUAAGAGAAUACUGAUCAUUAUCUUAUAUCAGCUAGUCCCCCAAAAUAUAAUUUUUGAUAUGAUUUUGUCAAAGUUUACAAAGUUGAUGUUCAUCUUAUAGCACUAAAACUACCUUUGAUUUCACAGAGCUAAUAAACUUCAUGGACAUCCAAUGGAAAAUUGGGAAAAAGGGGAUGACAUAGUGAACUGUAGGAGUAUUGUUCUCAGUAAUUCACUGCGAAUCCCUAUUGCGCAUAGAAUCACGAGUAAGCAGCGCACGCUAACCAAACUAAAGUGGAUGGUUUUUUAAUUUCCAGUGAUAGACAUUGGAAAUAAAACAGAGCUGUGCUCCUGUAGUUCACUAUCUCAUCUCUAGUCUACAAAUUUUUCUCAAAGAUGUUCAUGAAAUACAGGAGCGUUAACUAACAAUUAUAACAGGACUGAGUGGAGUCCAACAGAAUCGGGCGAACGCGAAGCGAGAAUCCGAUUUGUUUAUCACGAGUAUAAUUACAGACAGAAUUGGACGACAUGAAGUCCUGUUACCAAUUAAUCAAACCUAUGACAACAUUUGAGAAAGAAAGUAGACAUCAUUUAUACGUUCUGAUUAAAACAAACAAACAAACAAACAAACAGCUGACUCGGCGAAAUGCGCGUCAAUAGCGUGUUAACUGUCCCUUUAACUGUCCUAUGUCACUGUCCAAUUACAAGCAUAUAUGCAUGACGCGUACACUGUCCUAUUAGUUAGUGCUUAAAUCGGGCUGGUGAUAACCAAUCACGUUCGAUAAUUUUGUUAGUUUUGAUUAGCUCUGUAAAAUCAAAGGCAGAAGCCACAAAUCACCUCUGUAAGAUCCCUGUUGGCAGAAUGUACUUGAAUUCAGUUUUUGCUUCCUUGUAGGUGCAGAGAGUCAUUCUCUUCCAAGACGAGUGGAGUUGUCCAGACACAAAGAGGAAAUGAAGGCUGAUUUGUCCAGAAUCGUUGCCAUAUUCAAGAUCAACUGCUCGCGUCGUAUACAGCACUUGAGGCAACGCCACAAAAAAGAACUGCUUCUUUUAGCAAAGCUCAAGAAACAAGCAAACAAUGCGUUAAUCCAUAAAGGAACUUUACGGAAGGACAGUUUAUUUAACUUUACUUUUGGACUAAAAACAUCCGAGUUAAAUCACAAUUCAGAAAGAAAUGGUCUAACAAAGCAUGACUCGUCACUGAAACAAGACGAUGAAUAUAUGGAAGCCAUCGUGUAGGGAGUGUAUAUAGUCGUCAACAGAGGCAGAUCCAGACCUUGAGCUAAAGGGGACACCCGGUUUUAUGUCGUUUGCCCAGCCGGUUUUUCUUCCUUCUGCGAUUCCUGUUCUUUUUUUUUUUUAUUAAAAAUAAUGGGGAAGAUUCGCCACUAGUCAAUCGAGAAGAGGGUAGCAAAGGAAUGGGGGAGAGGGGGGUCUUAAUCCCGUCUUAAACACGAAUUUUAGAAACAUUAACACGUCACGAGCACUUGAAACAGUAUUUCACGCGUCACGGAUUUUUAAGGGAAAAUUCAAAAUCUCACCCUCCCUCUGUAAAAUUUACGCGUCACGUACUUAUUUUGGGCUUAAUUACGCGUCACGUAGACACCCUUUGCCACCUUCCAAGAAUACUGAAUGUAUUUUAAGAGAAAAAAUCCACUCUAAACUGAUAAAAGCGUACUUAGAAAAAAAUUUGGGACUACAAAGAAAAAGGAGUGAAAACUGACCUCCGAGCCAAACAGCCUAUAUAGCCUGCUAGCAGACGUUGUGUGCGCAGUCAUUCCUCCACGCCAACGUCUGCUGUUAAUGGGGAAGAGUGAUUGCGUGACAUGAGGAGCAUGACAGUGUCUGCGUAGUAGGCUGAAGCUCGUAUGAAGGGAGAUGAAGUAUUUGCAUUUUCUCUCCGUUAAAAUUAAGGCUGAUGCUAUUUUGAAUCAACACAGUUUCUUGUGUCGUUAAAUCAGCAACCUUAACAAAUUUCAAAUUAUUUUAGAAAGGAUAGCGUUCUCUAAGAUUAAUUACCUCAACUCACAACUAUAACUGGCAAAAGAAUGUUAGGGUUUUUAACUGAACCAUUUCUAUGCAAGGGAAAAAGUUUCAGAAAUCGUUUGAACACUGUAUCAUGACAACUUUUCAUCCAGUUGAAUCACUUCACGUGUCCGUACACUUAACCUCUGUAUUCAUUAUUUGAUUCUUAUAGCUGCCUUUAAUUUCGAGAUUCAUGAUGAGAAUUUUUUAUCCUAAAGAAAUAUUAUUUCUCUAAAAAAUAGUCAUUACUUAAUAAAGAAUUUCUCUUCUGGCCGAUCAAAAAAUUUCAUUUUAGCGUAAAGUAAAGUAAUGCCAACUGCUUUUUCCAAAUUUAACAUGACUUAAAUUCCCUUUGUUUUGGUAAUUGAGCCUAGAAGUUCCCCCCGGAAUAGCUGAGUAACACACAAGUCUUUCUUGUGCAGUGUGUAAAUGACAUGGCAUGGAUUGGUGAAAGAAAAAAUCUAACUUUAAAAUAGCAAAAAAUUAUAAGCAAGAAGACAUCAAACAUAAUUAAUUAAACACCAUUAACUUUAAGGAGAAAUAGUACAGAAGUCUGUUUGAACUAUUAAGGUUCAGUUGAUACAAUCAUUUAUUUUCUACAC